GAGAAAUACCAGGGCCUUACAGGAGUGAUGCUAAUAGGGUACGAAAAGUUUAAAAAGCUGAAGGUGUGUUUUCUGUGAUCGUGUUCCCUGUGCAUCAUAAGGGAAGUAGCCACAGCAUCCCAUUUACCUGAAUACAGAAAAACAAAUGACAAUCUGUGAUGCUUUUUCUCAGAAAUCAGCAAGUUACAGUUAUCCCAGCGCUCAAGAAGCUGUCUCUGCUUGUCAGACCUCCAGUUUGUGUCGGUUCCCAUUCCUGUUGGAAGAGCUGCCUCUACGGACAUCCUGUCAGGAGUAAUGUGUGGGCAUGUAUGUGCGUGCGCACGAGAUGCAGUGACAUGGACCAUCUUGCAGAUCAUGUCCCAGUGGAUAAAGUGGGGAACAGAAAUAGUCCAACGUCAUCCUGGAAACUAGCAGCUGUGGUAAAAAAAGAAACAUUUUCUAAGUUUUCCCUAUGGUUAUAUGCCCAGUUUGAAGUGCACGGAGCUUUGCCUGAUGUGCAAGAAGUGAUAAGCUUUAUCCUUCUGUCUUUGCAUGCACUCCUGGUGCUAAGUGUUGAAAACUGCUGCAUGAAGAAACAUCUUCUAAAUGCCAUUCUGUUGCUCUGCUGGGAAGAAAUACACAGUCCCGUACGCAGACAAAGAUUCAACUCAGUUACAGAUGGAAACUGCCAUUACAGAGAGACACCGUCCACUCAAAAUCCAAUGAAAUGCACAGACAGAUUUAAAGUUGACUCUCCUACAACUUCUGUUGAGUGUCCCCACCAGUCCUUGUGAAUUGUGUUUGCUUGGCUUUAAAUUCCCAUCACGUGGUAAAAUUGACAUAAACUAAAAGAGGCUUGAGUAUGGCUUAUUACACAGAGCUGUGCUAAUUCAUAAGGUGUUGAAUGAGAGAAAUCAUACCUUCUGGGGUAUGGGAAGGAAAAAUUAAGUGGUUAUAUGCAAAAAAAAAAAAAAAAAAAACUAAAGAUAAAAGGUAAACAGUUAUGGAAAAGAUGGGUGAUGGGAGUAGAAUGAAGCCUGGGAUCUUAACUUUAAAUUGAAGUUAAUCUAGGUCAUUUUCUGUAACAGAAGGAUAAUAUCUAAAUACAGAUAUGAUUAAGUCAGUGUGGUUCCCUACCACAAUGUGUACCACGUCCAAGUCCACAUUGACAGCGAAGACCUAGAUUAAAGGUUUCCAGUAUAUGUGGUGAAUUUCAGUCCAGACACAACAGUAUUAUUUUUUCAGGAUUUUUCCCUCGUAAGUGGUUACAACAUUGUAAAUAGCACACUAUGUAUUGUUUGGAAAGAGCUCAGAAGGCCGUCUGAUCAGAACUAUCAUAGUACUGCUGUACUUCUAUCACCCUUUCAGCAUUUUCUCAGUUUUGUGUUCUGUAUUCCUCAGCACAGAAGCAUGUUAUUUUGCUGAUUUUAUGCAGAUUUGAAUGUACUCUACGUUGGGCUUGUUGAGUGAGUUUAACAGAAAAGGACCAUUCACAUGUUCUGCUCUGGGCUUUCCCAUUCAGAACUGUGACCUGAAUUUUUAUACAAGUUUGCCAUAGUCAUGUCUACUGGUCGCCUCUAGGUGUUGAUGCUUCUUGCUUAUUUGGUUCUUUUUUGUUGCUGGGAGCAGAUAUUGCCUUUAAAAUGUAAGGAUACAGCUCUUAUGGUUUAAAAAAAUACUGUUAACUAACAUGUAGGCUAAUAUUGCAUAUCCAGUACAUAUACAAUAUAUGUGUUUAUAGAUAGUGAUGUAAGGCGCUAUACAUCAAAUUGAAAUAAGCAGUAUUGGUUCACAUAUUUUUAUGGUGAUGGAAAUGCACUUACAGUAAAUGACAAGCACAUUUA
This is a messenger RNA of Oxyura jamaicensis (ruddy duck), 1823 nucleotides long. RefSeq lists its product as uncharacterized. Lineage: Eukaryota; Metazoa; Chordata; Aves; Anseriformes; Anatidae. The transcript is spliced from 3 exons. Bases 159 to 773 code for a protein of 204 amino acids. The record is from RefSeq and is a predicted model, not a curated record.